UACUUCUAUUUUCAGGUCCGGGAAGCAAAUUACUAUUGGGAUUGCUUGAGGAACCAACUGCAAGUGAAAAUAUUUGGGAUUUAAUAUUCAAUGGAUAAUGGAGAUAAAAGUUGGAUGGUCUCCGAAGAUCCACAGAUGAGUAUAUUAGCGGAGUGAAUGAUUUUCUUUGAUAAGGCAUUUGAACGGGCUUUCCAAGGCAAUGAAAUAUUGUGUCCUUGCAAAAAAUGUGCUAAUUGUUAUUGGCGUAUUAGAAAUGUAGUAGAGGAUCACUUGGUUGCUUAUGGAUUUAUUCAAGGAUACACCAAAUGUUCCAGCUAGCUGUAUACGGUCAAGUGAAGAGGGUGAGCAUCUUCAAAAUUUAGUUGAAGACCAUCAAAUACUAACUAAAACAACCAGCCCCACAGUAGAAAUAUUAGAGGAGCAAAUGCAAUUGAAUUCAACUCUUGAUGAACAAGAACAAUGUGAACAACAAGGGUCUUCUGCUCAAAAAAGGAAAAGGGGUAAAACAAAGAUGUUAAGUGUACAUGGAAGGCAUGACCGAAAAUUGAUUGUAGUAAAUGAGCAAAAUCAACCUGUUGGUCCUAGUAAAGAUGUUGUGACAGAAUUGGGCAGUUUCCUUGGCACAUUGGCAAGGAAUGCGAAUCUUUGCCCUCUUGAUAUAUAUGAUUGGAGGAAAAUGGACACAAAAGACGAUUUGUGGGCAUAUACCAAGGAGAAGUAUGAUAUCCCUGACACUGCGAAAAGAUGGGUUUUGGAUGGAAUUCAAGCUGCUUGGAGAAGACACAAGAGUAAUUUGAAAAAAAAAGCACUUUGAAGCCUACGGUAAUGAUGAAAUUCGAAUGCAAAAUAGGCCUGAAUAUAUUCCAACAUCUCAAUUUAAGGAUCUCCUCAAAUAUUGGAACUCCGAAAAAGUCCAGGUAAGUUUAACUACUUGUACCAACUAAAAUUUAUAACUUACAAACAAUGGUAUAUUUGCAUUUAAAUUAAAAAAAUAGGGCAAUCAUAUUUUAUAUUUUUAGAGUAAAGUGAAACAAGAAACAAAUUUGGUGAAUUAUUUAGGUGGUAAUGGACUUGCUAUGCCUGUUGAAAUUGUUCCCUUUUGUUGGGAAUUUACACUUAAAAGGCUUGAAAUGUUGUUUAUUAAAGCUGGUUGUGUUGGUAAAUUGAGGACUGUUGGAGAAAAUGGUGAAGCUUAUGUUACUGAUAAUGGUAAUUAUAUUAUUGAUUUGUAUUUCAAGAAAGAUAUGGGAGAUUUGAAAGCUGCAAGUGAUGCUAUUUUGAGA
Nicotiana attenuata is the source of this 1283-nucleotide messenger RNA. RefSeq lists its product as uncharacterized. The transcript is spliced from 4 exons. NCBI's taxonomy places the organism in Eukaryota, Viridiplantae, Streptophyta, Magnoliopsida, Solanales, Solanaceae. The record is from RefSeq and is a predicted model, not a curated record. Bases 281 to 814 code for a protein of 177 amino acids.